Molecule: messenger RNA, 1746 nt
Organism: Chelonus insularis
Lineage: Eukaryota; Metazoa; Arthropoda; Insecta; Hymenoptera; Braconidae
Exons: 2
Coding region: 22-771 (249 amino acids)
Source: RefSeq, a predicted model, not a curated record
UGCGUGUGCACAAGACACUUAAUGAACACGAUCAUGGCAAGCGAGAAAGGUGGCUUAAAGCGUAAAACCCUGAAAGAGUCAAAAUUAGACGAGAAACAGGAAGAACCCGCAUCGAAAAAACCAUGUAACAUAUCGAUUGAUGAAGAUGGUAGCCAAUCGAAGCUUCGAAAAUUAACUUCACAGGGGAUUUCCAACUAUAGCAGAUUUAGACCACCGUCGCCUUUUUCUAUACGAAGUUCACCGCCAACACCAACUAUUGCUCCUUCCCCGAAUAGAAAUUUAACUAGAUCUACUUGUUUCUCAAAUAAUGAUAUGAGUCCUUUAAUAUUUUUAGAUAUUCAUCAUCAAUAUGAAAGAAUGCUUCAGCAAGUUCCCAGUAGCAAAAUGCUGACUGUAGAGAAAUUGAGAAACCUUCUACCUUUUUCUAACUUUUUUGAGGGGGCGAUUCCUAUUAUCAAAAUUAGUAGAGAAUGUAACGGUCAAAAAUUGAAAUCACCAACACUAAUUCCUUCAAGAAGUUCACAUGGACCUAUGACUUUUGUUCCUUCCCAAAAUAUAAAUUCAACGGAAUUGUCUGACGAUCUAAACCCUUUAGUAUUUUUAGAAAUACAUAAUCAAUACGAAAAAAUGCUCCAACUCGUUCCCGGCAGAAAAAUAUUGACUGCGGAGAGAUUAAGAGAUAUUAUACCUUUUACCGAUUACUUUGACAACAUAAUGCUAAUUAUUAAAUGUAGUAGAGAGCAUAACUAUGAGUACACAAGUUGCCAGUAGUGUAUUCAUUUCUUUACAAAAAUUAAUAAACUAACUAAUAAUAAUGAAUAUAGCCCUAUGAUCGUUAGUCCAGUCAUUUGAGAUUUUAUCCGCGGAAAUUUUGAAGAGGAUAAAAUUUUAAUACAAUAUUUGUAGGGGAUGUAAAAUCAGUUGUCCCUAAAAAAAGUGCUCUCCGAUACCGGGCAAACGUUGAAAUUACUCUCAAAAGGCUUUGGCAAACGUCACAAAGUCAGCAUUUUUAAAACAUGGAAGAAAAUUAAGUGACCGCCAGAAUUGUAUAGAGUAAUUACCUUAUGGGACAUGAAAAAAAAUCGCAGCAUGAAGUAACAUCGAUCGAUUUAGUUUUUAAUGCUAAGUCGAGUAAUAAUAUUCAUUAAAAAAUAUUUUAUUUUAUUUUGGUCGGCUAUUCUUUUCUAUAUUUUCAAUACAUAAACAUAACUCUCCUUGUCUAUCUUAUAGGUUUUGUUUAUGCUCUGUUCCAUUUAGGUACGUUUAUUGUGAUAAAAAACUCGCAAUAAGUGUGUCAAGCGCCGACAUAUUGCUCUGUCUCUCUCACAGCCAGGGGUGUUCAAUAUUUUCACUGGUUUUAACUUUACUAACCUUUGGAAGUUGAUAAAUUUUAACCUGUUACCGGUAAGGGAUUAAAGAUGCAGACUUUUUGUGUACUUCAAUAUUUCCGCGGAUAAAAUCUUAAAUGACUGGACUAUAUACCGAAUACUCGUACAAACAUAUAUUCAAUAUCAUAAUUACUAUUGUAGUAAUAGACUUCAAAAGCCGAUCCUGAUUCUUGUACAAGUUUCUCACUGCAUUAUCAUUUUAAUGCUGUUAGGUUUAACCAAAAUGAGUGACAGGCCUUUUGCCAUGACAAAUAUUUAGUUUCAUUCAUAUAAGAAGUUACACUGUUACAGAUAUGAAAAAUACUUUCUCUUUCGUUCCAUGACAAGACUUUUUAUGAUAUUAGAAAAUUUUUUUUUU